Molecule: messenger RNA, 1567 nt
Organism: Ectocarpus siliculosus
Lineage: Eukaryota; Phaeophyceae; Ectocarpales; Ectocarpaceae
Source: the annotation of a GenBank genome assembly
CAUUCAUCACCAUCAUUAUUGCAGUGGAUAUCAACAUGAGCAACCUACAGACAGUAGAGGAGGAGGAGCCGCUCUUGCCACCAACCCCGCUGCAUCCUGAUUGACAUCCAUCCGAGCUAGCUACACCACAAUACCGAAGCAGGAUAUUAUCCCAUCCUUUUAACCCGGGAAGGAGGUUGAACCACGCCUGCCUGCCUGCCUGCCUGCCUGCCUGCCUGCCUGCCUGCCUGCCUGCCUGCCUGCCUUCCCUCCCACACGACAAAACGCAGACAGACGAAUCUGAUGCAGCACUCACUCUCUUCUUUCUUGUCCAUCGACGAGCAACUUCACAGGGCUGAAAACAGCAACACUAUAUGCAUAGGCUAAGCAGACUGCAGACUAGCCUCACACAGCGGACCCCGUUCAAGAUCACAGGGCACCCGCACGACCCAGCUCCCACCGCCUGCACACACUGAACUGUCGUCGUGCUACAGUACAUGUACCACAAAAUAAACCGAACGUGCGAAACACCAACAAAAAAACAUUCCAAAAAAAAUCCACAAGAGGAGAGCUAGGAUAGCAACCAACGAAGCGACGGGGGAAGCAUGCCGGUUCCCUCUUUGCCCCACCCUCCGUCUUCCUCCCCUGGUGCUACUCGCUACUCCCACGAUACUUGUAACUAAAUAUGUACGCAUCUAAGCGAGAGUCGACGACCAACCUCUGUACCUUGUUCAUAGCAAGUCAUGCCACGGCACCGAGAAAAAAAAAACGCCAGUACAGUAGACGACCUAGCUGUGUGCUUGCGAGAAAACCGCCGUUGUGCUACGGCAGUACGUAUGUGGACACGCUUCCUUCAGUGUAAGACUGGCCCAAAAAAAAAAAAAAAGUAGCCACACAUACAUCGCAUGAAACGACAUUUGGGACAGAGCGUCUCUGCCCUUGAUCCUUUUCAGGCCUCACGAGGGGGACGGAGGGGAGGGCGCGAUAGGCCAACAACGACGGCGCCUGCUAUACCUGCCUCUUUGCAAUGUCAUACCAGUACUGCGAUAUCCGUUAAAGUACGUCGGAGUAGAAGCAACGGUUUCGGUGGCUGCUGCUGCUGCUGCUGCUGCUGCUACUGCUGCUUGCUUCCAGAGAUUCCCACCAAGUGUGAAAAACUCAACACCACCAAAAUCAUCAUCAUCAUCAUCAUCAUCAUAAAUACGCGAGGAGACACAAUAUUCCAUUCAACAAAGCCAAGCGAUUCACGGACUGAUUGCUCUCUGCCUGCUUGCCUCCAUUUUUCCGCCUCCAGAGCUCAUCCGAAAAGGGCACAAACACGCAACCGGUAGCUAACAUAUUUUUUGACAUUUUGUAAGCCGGUCGGCCGGGCGACAAAAUUACAAGGAACGUACCAAUGACCCAACAGUACUCAUCCCCGGGGCUUCCCAAAAAAAUGCACAGCACGUACGGGCAGGCAUUGGAACCACCAACAAGGCUACUGCUGUCUGUUUGCCUGGCCAAAGAUGGGGGGGUGAUUUGUGUUCCUCGUUCCUUGUCGUGAAAACGCCGAAAAAGCAGUCAGCAGUCGUACAUACACUCGAUACCA